Molecule: messenger RNA, 4966 nt
Organism: Coregonus sp. 'balchen'
Lineage: Eukaryota; Metazoa; Chordata; Actinopteri; Salmoniformes; Salmonidae
Source: the annotation of a GenBank genome assembly
CUGCGGGGAUGGAAUGUUUUGUUUAUACUAGCUAUGUUUGUGUGUUACUGAAUUUGUCUCGAAGUUACAAUUACUUAUUUCAUAUCGAUUUGACAGUUUGACUUUGCUGACUUGGGGCUUGAGUCGUAACCAACUGGCUAGCCGCUGCCACAUCUAAGGGCAGCCAAGGUAUGGUUUUAGAGCCUUUAUUAUAGCCUAACAUGGUAGCUACCUAACAAACUUACCCUAUUUACUAAUUUGGCUAGACGAUACAAUGCGCGUUUCAAAACGUACCUAGCUGUGUUCCAAAUAACGUGCAUACACUGUUUACAUUUGUUCCUCGAGUAAAGAUGAUCGAGGUGGUGGCCUCUAUGGCGCGAGGCCCGGUGUUCCUGGCCGGGGAGAUGAUGGAGUGUCUCAUCACCUUCACCAACCCCAUGUCUCACCUCUCCACCUCCGCCAGCAGGUCUCUCUCUCUCUCUCACUCACUCACUCACUCGUUCACACUCCACACAUUUUUCUUCAGUGUCCUCCCCCGUUAACCUUGCCACCACUGCUGAAAAACUCCUAGGGAAACACUGAUAUUCAUGCAUUAUGUAAGUCUUACAGUUGGGUAAAAUGGCUCAACACCACUUAAACCCAUGUCCUCUCUCCCUGUGUCAGUGAGAUGCUGGCGUGGGCCAGUGCCCAGAUCCACUGUCAGUUCCAUGGCAGUGAGAGCAGAGUGGCCCUGCCAGCCCAGGGCACCAAACAGGAUGUCCAGGCAGAGAGUGACACAGUCCUCAUCCCCAGCAGAGGUGAGUGGAGGGAUGGACAGAAUGGGGAACAAAAGAAAGUAAAGAGAGCUUCGCGAUGGAGCGAGAUUGGUCGUGUUCCCCAGCAGAGGCAUGGCAUUGCAUCAACCAAUGGUUGCGUAUCACGCCAACAACUGUGCAGUCAGGCACCAGAUUGCUAUAACAUAUACUGUGGUUAGCUGAUAUGUUUUACAUUACAUUUUUUUAAAACAUUUUAGUCAUUUAGCAGAUGCUCUUAUCCAGAGAGACUUAUGGAUGGACAAGUGUCAAAAUGCAACUAAUAUUUACAUUUUAGAUACGUUCUUACUUUUACCCAUGUGGUCAGUAUGAAGCGCCUCCCCGAAGCCUUUAGACCUCUGCACUCCAAUGUGUUUCUGCUCCCUGGGCAAUCACAUGGCUGUUACUGUACAUAUCCAGUUUGUCCGAGCCACCAUGACUGUAAAUGAUCCUUGUGAUGGCGAUUAGAGUCCUAAGAACCCCCCCUCUCCUGGGUAUGUUCAUGUACUGUAUGCUCAUGCUUGCUUGACACCCUUCAACCACUGUCUUCACCAGGAGAGCGAGGGCAGUGCAUGCUGGACACCCCUCCCAAGAUACUAUUCUGUGACCUGUGUCUGGACCCUGGAGAGAGCAAAACCUGUAAGAGCACACAACCCUGACUCUAUAACAUACACCGGAGUAUAGCUAUAAUCAGAGUUCAGGGGGGAUUCACUCAAUCAUCUGUCUCUCUCUCUCGCUUUCUCUGUCUCACGCGCACUUUCUGUCUCUCUCUCUCGCUUUCUGUCUCUCUUUUGCUUUCUCUCUCUCGCUUUCUUUCUCUCUCUUGUUCUCUCUCUCUCCUCCUUCAGACUCGUACAGUGAGGUGGUGCCCAACCAUGGCCCCCCUAGUUUCUGUGGCCAGUCAGUGAAGUAUUUCUAUAAGCUGACCAUCGGGUGCCAGAGGGUCAACUCCCCCAUCAAACUCCUGCGGGUCCCCUUCAGAGUCCUCGUCUUGCACGGUGAGCUACCCUCUCACUUCGUCUAAUCUAACAGAAGCACACCUCACAUCAGGGUUGUGUUCAGUAAGGAGAAAAUGUUUUGAAACCGUGAUAUACUACCUUAAUUUGUGCAAUAAGAACAUUGAUUUUCCUUUUCCGUGGCAAAACGCUUUGCCACUCUAUGCCCUAUGUAUGAAAUACAUUUUACGAAGAUGUUUUUCUUUCGCCUAUAAAAUGUUGGUGUCCCCUCUGUAGGCAUGCCGGAGCCCCCGUUCCACCAGGACGAGGAGGUGACUCCCUCUAACCCCUUCCUAGAGGAGGAGGAGGGUGGCCGCAGAGACGCCAGACCCCUGGAGAUGGCCCUGGACAUGUUGAUGAUCUCCACCUCGCGCCGCUGUCCCCGUGAGUCUCUGGCCCUCCCAGUCUGUGUCAUCUAAAUGAUACCCUAUUCCCUUUAUAGUGCACUACGUUUGACCGGAGCCCUACAGUAUGUGACAGCUCUUCAUGUGUGCCUUUUCCCGUUAUAUCUUAUUUGUGUUCCACAUCAUCUAUGUGAUGUACUGAGUUUUUUUGGGGCAGACUAUGAUCCAUGGUCUCUAAUCUAUCCCACUGUUUGUUUGCUUGUUUUUGGGUGUUUACCAGCACUUGACAUGCAUAUGACCUUUGACCUCACCACAGAUCUGUUCAACAUCACCAACAUGCGUGGGAAGGUGGCCAAGUUUUGCAUCUUCAAGACCGUCUACAGACUAGGGGAGGAUAUCAUUGGCACCUUCAACUUCUCAGAGGGGGACAUUCCCUGUAUACAGGUGUGUGUGUGUGUGUGUGUGUGUGUGUGUAUAUCUGACUCUGUCAUAUUUUUUACCUGAAUGAAGAUAUUAAGUGUCUGUGUGUGUGUCAGUAUUCGGUCAGCCUGCAGAGUGAGGAGGAGAUCCAGCAGGGGUACCAGAGGCAUCCCGAUCAGUCGAUCAGUGUGACGGGUCACGGUCGUCACCUAGAGUCCUGCCUCCACACGGCCUCCAGCCACUUCUCCCUCCCUGUCCCCCUCAACGUUACCCCCGGCUUCAGCACAGAUAUCGGUACGUAACCCAAUCUCAACUCUCUACACACACACACCGUCCCCCUAACGUCAUCCCCGGGUUCAGGACAGACAUUGGUACGUAGCCUAGUCUGCUUACUUAUUUACCUACUUAGACCCAUCUCUCCUCAGUCACCGGUUGCGUUCCAAAUACCACCCUUUCCCUAUGGGCCCUGGUCAAGUUGUGCACUAUACAGUGCCAUGAAAAAGUAUUUGCCCCGUUUCUGAUUUUCUAUAUUUGUGAAUUUUUACGACACAAUGUUUUUAGAUCUUCACCCAGAACAGAAUUCAUGGUUCCUUCAAUGAUGGCAAGUUGUCCAGGUCUUGAUGCAGCGAAGCAUCACACAAUCACACUACCACCACCAUGCUUGACCAUUGGUACGAGGUUCUUACUGUGGAAUGCAGUGUUUGGUUUUCGUGAGACAUAACGGGCCACAUGUCGUCCAAAUAUAUCCACUUUUGACUCAUCUGUCCAUAGAACAUUCUUCCAUGAGUCUUGACAAUCUUCCAGGUGACCCAUGUCGACUAUUUGGACGACAUGGGUCCCGUUAUGUCUGGUGAAAACCAAACACUGCAUUCCACAAUAAGAGCCUCCUACCAACAGUCAAGCAUGGUGGUGGUAGUGUGAUGGUUUGGAGAUGCUUUGCUGCCUCAGGACCUGGACGACUUUCCCUCAUUGAAGGAACCAUUAAUUCUGCUCUGUAUCAGAUAAUUCUACAGGAGAAUGUCAGGCCAUCCGUCCGUGAGCUGAAGCUGAAGCACAGCUGGGUCAUGCAGCAAGACAAUGAUCCAAAACACAAGCAAGUCUACAUCAGAAUGGCUGAAAAUAAACAGAUGUAAUGUUUUGGAAUGGCCUAGUCAAAGUCCAGACCUAAACCCGAUUGAGAUGUUGUGGCAAGACCUGAAAUGAGCAGUUCAUGCUUGAAAACCCUCAAAUGUUGCUGAGUUAAAGCAGUUCUGCAUGGAAGAGUGGGCCAAAAUUCCUCCACAGUGAUGAGACUGAUCAACAACUACAGGACGUUUUCGCUUGCAGUCAUUGCAGCUAAAGGUGGCUCAACCAGUUAUUGUGUAAGGGGGCAAUUACUUUUUCACACAGGGGUAUUGGUUGUUGCAUAACUUUGUUUUAUAAAAUAAAUGAAAUAAUUAUCAAAAUGUUGUUAUUUGUUCACUCAAGUUCCUUUUAUCUAAAUUAGGUUUUGGUUGAAGAUAUAAAAACAUUCAGUGUCGAAAAAAUAUGCAAAAAUAGAGAAAAUCAGAAAGAGGCAAAUACUUCUUCACGGCACUGUAUAGUGAAUAGGAUGCCAUUUGGGACAGGGCCCUCCACUCUCGUCUCCCUGUCCUUGGUUUAUUAUUAGUGAGUAGCCUGCCCUGCUUUUUGUUUAUUAUCUGGCUUAGCAGAGAGGGUUUGAGCACUUGACUAGAAGGACCAUUGUUCUCACAGAUUACCGAGGAUGCUGCUCAGUGCCAUCACAAUAAGAUGGUUUCCCAGACACAGAUUAAGCCUAGUCUUGGUCUAAGAUGGACUUUCAAUGGUGAAUUUCCAUUGAACAUGCUUAAACUUUUUUUGGGGGGAUAAAGACUAGGUUAAAUCUGUAUGGGAAUCCAUCCAUAAGAGUAGCUCCUCAACCUUCUCAGCGUCCUUCUGCCUGUACAGCCUAACUAUACUUCAGACACUUCUAUGACAACCUAAAUGAAUUAUGACAUGUUCAACUUGUACACAGUGACCCUGCGAUGGCGUCUGCACUUUGAGUUUGUCACAUCCCGAGAGCCCAUGGAACCGCCUACCGUGCUGCAGAACCAAUCAGAGGUCACUUUGUGGACGGGGGCGGAGCAUGUUGACGUGGAUACGUUCAGUUGGAACCUGCCAAUCAAAGUGCUCCCCACCAAUCCCGCCCUGACGUCCUACGUCUCCCAGUUCACAGGGACCAACAGCAUCAACAUUUGAGCGUGUGCGCGUGAGGAGUGAAGGAGGGUUAUAUUUGCACGAAUGGUGAUGUAAAGCAGGCAACUAUUUUUUUGUGUUUGAUAUUUUAACAUAUUAUGCAGUGCAUCCUAUAAUUUUGGGGGGAUUGCCUCCUUCCUUUUUUUAUAUAGCUAAAAGAUGAUGACAACCAAUGUAAUAUGCUACUGUCUGUCUGUGGGGU